ACAGUGCCCCUGUUUAGCUGCCCGCGGGCCAGCCCCGGCCCUGGACACGGGGGGGCUCGCGGGGCACUAAGGCUUGUGUGUCUCUCUGUGUCCGCAGGGCAGCGGUCGCUUCCACGCCGGCCGGCGACGGCAAGCGCAGCUAAGUUUGCAUAUGCAGCUGGUAGAAUCAGAAACAGUUUGAGAUAUGCCUUGAUACCUGAAUGUAAAGGAGUAAGAGGUCCCAUCCUGCAGUCCUUAUUUACAUGGGUAGGCACCUGGAAAAGAACUGAACUACACAAAAUAAAAUAUGUCUCAACCAAGAAGAAUCCCCAGGCAUUUUGUUCUCUCUCAUGACCAGAACGGAGUAGCAGUACCAAAUGAGGAAAGCCAGAAUAGACUCUUAACAGUUCCAGACAACACAGAGCAAAUGGAGUUUAAUAUCAGCUCUGCCACCCAAGUUGGCCAUCAGCUGGCAGUCAUUGGGGAUGAAUUUAACAGCACAUACACUAGGAAGUUAGAGGACAUGCUGUUUCUUCUUGCACAGGGCAGGAUGGCUGUGAAUGUUUUAAAAAUACUCCAUAUGCAUGUUUGGAAAAGUAUUAUAAAAAGUUUCAGAAGUCUUUUGAACAAUGGUUGGACUAAGAGAGUUGUUCCCUGUGGAAGAUGGAUUUCUAGGCUUCCUCUUAAGUCCAUGUGCCAGAAGUUGAUGCCGGCAGCCCUGUUUGUCAUCUUAUUUUGGUGGACUGUCAGUUAUGGAUUGCAGAACUAAUAUAAAGAGUUGCAAUAGGAGGUCAUUGCUGGACAUGGCCAUUGUACUUAACACCCAGGAGGUGGCAUUUAGUUUGUUUUUUAAAGUGUUGUUAAUGAAAUCCCUAUUAUAUUUAAAACCUAGGCUAGUGCUGGGUCACUGCUGUUUCAUACUUUUUUAAAGAAAAAUGUUUAAAAUAAUAUGGGGUUGUUGCUGGAUAACUGCCUGAACUGCUAGUUUUGAAAUGUGUAAGUCUAGGUGAUUAAAGAGUCUGUUUCUGUCUCCUUUAUAUGCAACAUAAAUUACCUAAAGUUUUUUUUUUUUUAAAUGUUGGUUUGGGGAAGGUAGAAGGACUGCUGGUCAUCCUUUAACAUUUACAUUGUAAAACUUAUAGCAAAGAUUAAAAUCGUAAAGGUUUUAAAUUAAAAUGAAAAUUGUUGCUUGAAA
Molecule: messenger RNA, 1174 nt
Organism: Chelonia mydas (Green sea turtle)
Lineage: Eukaryota; Metazoa; Chordata; Testudines; Cheloniidae
Exons: 6
Coding region: 287-748 (153 amino acids)
Biological process (GO): apoptotic process
Source: RefSeq, a predicted model, not a curated record